Molecule: messenger RNA, 759 nt
Organism: Melampsora larici-populina 98AG31
Lineage: Eukaryota; Fungi; Basidiomycota; Pucciniomycetes; Pucciniales; Melampsoraceae
Exons: 8
Coding region: 1-759 (252 amino acids)
Molecular function (GO): oxidoreductase activity, acting on single donors with incorporation of molecular oxygen, incorporation of two atoms of oxygen; ferric iron binding
Source: RefSeq, a predicted model, not a curated record
AUGAGAGUUUUGCGUCUUGCAGUAGGUUUUGUUUGCACUGCGACCAUACGCGCAAUUGCGCCGAUCGAUCCGAGAUUGAACACGGACUAUCGACCCGGAUGGACGAUUACACCACAAAUCAUUCAAGGUGAUGAUUAUCUCAAAAACAUAUACAUUCGUUCCAAUUUGAUCGAAGAUCCAAAAGAAAGCGGAGUCAGGUUAGAGCUGGCGAUCACAUUACUGGACUCGGUGUCCUGUGCACCUCUCGAAAACGCUUUAGUCGAGAUUUGGAGUCCAGACCCCCAUGGAGUCUAUCCUGAGGAAAAAGCUGAUCCCCAAGAUUGUAGAAACUCCUCUUCUCGAAGAGGAGCGAUCGAAACAAAUCCAGAGGGUGUGGCUAGUUUUGUCACCAUUUUUCCUGGCUCGCAGGGGGGAAGACCGCCACAUGUAAAUGCCCUCAUUCGCACCGAUUGGUUUGAGCACAAUCUUAACCGUACCCUCGACUCGGACGCAAGCUGGGCAGUCGCCUCAGUUGGUCAGAUAUUUUUUCCCGACCGCAUCAAUUCCCAGGUUCUCAACCAGUCAGACUAUCAGACAUCAUUUGGUACGUUUUCUCUUCAACAGAGUUUGGAAACCUACAAUAUGGUUGAUUUACUGGACCACAUGCGAUCAGGCGGUGUAGUCUCAAACUCUAAUGAUCCAAUCUUCAAAGCUCAAUCAGAGGUGUGGCAAGCGCAAGCUGGCAUGAUUUCGACAGACAUCAAAUAUGGCAUUCGCUAA